GCGCUGUCCCAGCAGCGGCCCGGCGCGCUGGGCGGCCGCCACGUGCUGUACUCCGUGUACCUGGACGGGUUCCUCUUCUGCAGGGUGCGCUACAGCCAGCUGCAUCGCUGGAACGAGCGGCUGAGGCGGGUCUUUGGAAAUUGCCUGCCGCCCUUUCCACCAAAGUACUAUCUGGCAAUGACUGCCUCUAUGGCUGAUGAGAGGAGAGACCAGUUGGAACAAUAUUUGCAAAAUGAAUCCAUGCUAAUAAAUAUAUUGAGAAGUGAUGUCUUCAUUGAGUUUUUAAAACUGGUUCAGCUGAACACAUUUAACAUCAGUACCAAAAAAGCUUCUCUGGAUAUAUUUCUGCCCAAUGGAAGGAGUAUUAAAGUCGAAAUCCUAACAUCAGAUACUGCUGAAAGAGUCCUGGAGGUGGUGUCACACAAAAUUGGACUGUGUCGGGAGCUCUUGAGCUACUUUGGUCUCUUUCUCAUUCGGCUUUGCAAGGAGGACAAGCUCUCUGUUAUGAAAAAAUUGGCAGACUUUGAACUCCCGUAUGUUAGCCUUUGGAGUUCUGAAGUGGAAGGCUGCAAGGUCGGGCUCAGAAAGUGGUAUAUGGAUCCAUCCCUCGACUCCAUGCUGAUGGACUGCAGAGUGGCCGUAGAUCUGCUCUACAUGCAGGCAAUACAGGACAUUGAAAAAGAAUGGGCUAGACCCACGCAGGAGCAGAAGCAGAAAUUAGAGGCUCUGCAGAAAGAAGACAAUCAAACAAAGUUUUUGGAGCUGUCCCGGGAGGUACAGCGCUAUGGAUACAUGCGGCUGGACCCCUGUACCUGUGACUACCCAGAACCAGGCUGUGGGGCCAUUCUUUCAGUCGGCAAUGACGAGAUCAGCUGCUGUAUAACCCUGCCUGACAACCAGACCCUGGACAUCGUUUUCCCUAUGAGCAGGGUGAAGUGCUGGCAGGUCACUUUCCUUGGGACUCUGCUGGAUAUGGAUGGGCCCCAGCAAACUCUCAACCAGAACUUAGAGCUCAGAUUUCAAUACAGCGAGGAUAGUCACUGGCAGUGGUUUGUUAUUUACACCAAGCAGGCUUUUUUGCUGAGUAGCUGCUUGAAAAAGAUGAUCUCAGAAAAGAUGGUAAAGCUAGCAGCCGAGAAUCCGGAAAUGCAGAUUGAAGUUCCGGAAGAAGGCAAAAGUAAAAAAUAUCACAUUCAACAAAGCCAGCAGAAAGACUAUUUCAGUUUUCUACCAAGAAAAAGCAAGGUUAAGAAAGCUGAAGGUGACUGUGUUUUUAAGACCAUAAAGGAAGAAGAUCUUUGA
Messenger RNA from Galeopterus variegatus (Sunda flying lemur), 1302 nucleotides. It is a transcript of the gene SNX31, whose product is annotated as sorting nexin 31. The annotation marks the transcript as partial. NCBI's taxonomy places the organism in Eukaryota, Metazoa, Chordata, Mammalia, Dermoptera, Cynocephalidae. Gene Ontology annotation, cellular component: early endosome. Gene Ontology annotation, biological process: intracellular protein transport. The transcript has 15 exons. The record is from RefSeq and is a predicted model, not a curated record. Gene Ontology annotation, molecular function: phosphatidylinositol binding.